UCGCAAGGGACAUUACUACCGAAUGCUUUCUCGCUCUUAUUUCUUUUCGCUCUAGCGGCCAAUUCUUGACCGCUCAUUUAUUACUUGCAUGUGCCAGCGUUUGGUAACCACCACCACCAUCAUCAUCAUCAACAGCCAGUGCACUGCACGUUCUCACGCCUUCUUCGCGAGGAACCUAGUCUCGUGCCGUGUUCCCGGUCUGAUUUUGUGCGCACCACAGCACAGCCGACUUCGUCGCAUACAUAUAAGACCAGGGCGCCGACGCGGGCAGCAAACGCCGGAAGUCCUCGCUUUACAAGAGCCAGAAGCAGCCCUCAGCCAGAGCCGUGGCUAUGAGGGCGUCCAUAGUGCCCGAACCAGAAGUACGCGUCAUCAGCCCACCGAAUAAACCCAGUUUCAAUGAUGGACAGCAACCUGAGACCGAGGGCGCCUCCCCUUCCGGCGUCACUACCCAUCGGGCAUGGUCCAGGCGGCGCAGCUCAUCCGUCGGUAGCCUCAGCGAAGGCAGCCGAGGCAUGAGGCGAACGUCUGCUGGGUCCGUUUUGGAAAUUCAUUCCUCGCGUCAUUCAUGGAAGGGGCCAAAUGUCGCGGAUGGCGGUGCGACUUCCCAGGACCUAAAAGGCAACGUCAUAGGGGCGCCUGCGGAACUGAUGUCGCUUCGCCGGUCCACAAAGAGGAGCGACAGCAAGAUCCAAAGUACUGCUUUGAAAAUUUCGUCGUUGUUGUCGUCGUCAUCAUCCUCGAAGAGGAAACGGACCAAACACGAAGGAGCCAAACAGGAAGCGACUGCCGAAGCUCACGCUGAGAAAGAUGCUACCAAACCUGGCACGAGCAGCUCUUCGGGAAAGACUCUCCGGACAUCAACGGCUUCGGCAACUGGACUGUCAGUGACCGAAGCUGAGCAUAAUGAGGCGGCUGGUCACACAGAACCGAGGCCAAGCUCCUAUGCAGCCAGAUCCAAGGCCCUGCCCGAGAAGGAUGCGAACGCCAAUACACAGGCCGAGAAAGGUCAUGCCAAGCCCAGAACAAGCAGCUUUUCAGAAGCGACACGUAGAACAUCGACGGUUUCGACAACUCGACCGUGUGCACUAGGAGCUGCAGUGUCCGCGCUACAGGACGAAGUCCGACCUGCUGCCCCGGCGCCCGUGGCUGCUGAGAUCAUCGGGACAACAGUUGAUCCUGCCUCCACGAAGGAAAGCCACCGGUCUUCGUCAUCGACAACAAUGCCUGGCAUGACGGCGUCCAAGGACCAUGCGUCGUCUAGAUCCCACAAAAGACGGGCUUCCUUGAGCAGACGGGAUUCCUCAAGACGGGUUUUCACAAGCACGGCAUCUGAUGGUCCAGCUGUAGCGGCGGUGAGCCAUGGCCAAGGUCCUGCUCAUGCACCGGGAGAAGAUGAGGUGAUUUCCGAGGCGCCAAGUUCGGCGCUGGCUCCACAUAGGAAACCACCGGACACAACGAUUGCUGCCUCGACGACCACAUCUCAAAACCAACCGUCUUGUUCGGUCGCCGCCCCGGUUGGCAUUGCCGUUCCUGCAGUGAGCCAGGAAGUUGUCGUUCCACAUACGUCGCAUAACGGGAAGGCCACCGAGGCGGCGGUCUAUGCUUCGGCUCCGUGGAAGGUCCAGUGCGCCGCCCCGUCAGUGACGUCUAGCGGCGAGGACGACAAGAUGGCGAGCCGAGACAAGACACGUAGCCGGAGGCGGGAAGGCUGCCGUGGAUCAGCAAACGCACCAGCCACCAGCCCCCCGGCAAGAAACGCAUCCACAGCCACCGAAGUUAGCGCAGACGGAUCGCAGAAGUCUCGGUGAAGAAAAGCGAGGUGUGCCGAAGGAGGGUAAGGCAGACGACACAGGGAUAUCUACAGGGCCGGCCAACGAAACGCACCUGGCGUCCCCCGUGGAUGCUCAAGGGAAGGAUGCCAUCGGCUCCACGGGUCAAUGAUCAUAUUAUGGUGAAUAAAACGCUAUUCGCAUG
This is a messenger RNA of Dermacentor andersoni, 1977 nucleotides long. RefSeq lists its product as uncharacterized. NCBI's taxonomy places the organism in Eukaryota, Metazoa, Arthropoda, Arachnida, Ixodida, Ixodidae. The record is from RefSeq and is a predicted model, not a curated record.